UCCCCGCGCAGGUCCCGACUCCAGCCGCACCUCCUCCGGCUCUGCAGUGGCGGCGAGGAGGCGAGCCGGAGCGACUGCGGGGCUGGGGCCGGAGCCGAGCCGGGGUCGGGCAGCAGCAGGGACCCCCCAGAGGCGGGGCCUGUGGGACCGCUAUGGGCGUGGAGAUCGAGACCAUCUCCCCCGGAGACGGAAGGACAUUCCCCAAGAAGGGCCAAACGUGUGUGGUGCACUACACAGGAAUGCUCCAAAAUGGGAAGAAGUUUGAUUCAUCCAGAGACAGAAACAAACCUUUCAAGUUCAGAAUUGGCAAACAGGAAGUCAUCAAAGGUUUUGAAGAGGGUGCAGCCCAGGUAGGAAGUGCUCUAAGGACCACACAAGCCAGGUGCCCUUGGGAAAGAGUGGAAAGAAAGGAGGGUUCCAAGUGGCUAGAAAUCCUGGCUGUAUUCCUUUGCUGAGGGUGGAGGAGCUAAUGAAGAAGCAGUGCUUUAGGAUGGAGAAAACGAGAGAAAGGAACUGCCUUGCAUUUUAGUCACCAAAGUCCCUGUGCUCACCUCUAUUGUGAGACUAGACCAGCCAGAGGGUAUUUCCUUCAGAAUGUCUUGGUUCCUGGCUUUCUUUGAUGACCCAAAUGCCUACAAUAAUUUCUCAGAAGUCAGCCUGCAUAAAAGACAUACGCAUAUUUUCUGCUGUGACACAAAUAAGAUAACAAAAGAUGGCAUCAAGGACUAUUUCAGGUGCCCACUAUGGGGCAUAUAAAAGAUCUUGGUCUAGAGUAUUUAUAACUGAGGUGGGUCAAAGGAGACACCCACUAAAAGAACUCCCCCAAAGUGCAAACACAUACUGGCUAGCACCUGGAGAGGACAGGUGAGGCUCUGCAGGUAAACUGGGAAAUGAACCAUUUUACUGGAGCUCUUAAAAGAUGAUGCAGAAAAUCAUGAUGCAGUAUACUAAUGAGCCUGGACAUUGGCCUGUGAGAGCCACUGAAGUUGUUAAACAGAAGAGCAAUAAUAAGAUCAAGGUCACAUCAGUUGUUUUCAGACUUUCAGUCAAUGAAUUCUCUAUUCCUACAAAUUUUUUUCUUAGAAACUCAAAAAUUUAACCUAGAUGAAAGUAAAGCAGCUCUGGCACAUGUGUGUGCACAUAUAAACACAGUCAUCUGUUGCACUCUUAAAAGCAUUUGAAAAAUUGAGCUUUGGAUGCCUUGCACAGAGGACCGAUCAUAAUUAUAUCCUCAGCAUCUUGGUACAGUACUGUGUGCAGAGUGGGGGUCAGUGUUUGUCCACUGAGUGCAAGUUCUUGUAACUUAAUUGCGACAGGAUAUGGAAUUUCCAAACAAUUAGAGGGAAGUUUUAAAAGUCUUAACCUUAGGUCAUGAAAUUCAGCUAACAGAUAUAUCAAUCCAAAUGAUGGACUGGUCAUGAUUGCUAAUAGAAGGAAUUUCUCCUUGUUAUUAAAACAACUACACCAGAGGCAAGCUAGCCUGCCACUUAGACAAAUCACGCUCUAAGUUUUAAAGUCUAAUUUCAGUUUUUCUCUUACAAGAAAGUCUUUUAGAAAAUUCUUUUUACAUUACCUAAAGGCACACCAUGCAUUACAAAAACUAAUAAUGCAUUCAUAAAAGCAUUCAAAAGAAAAUUACAGCCGUAGCUCCUUUCUUAUCUUCCCACCCUUAGAAAUGACUCUACUCUCUUACACUGCUUUCAAAAAACACUCAGAUAUAAUUAAAAGCAGAAUUGAUGCUCUUUGUACAUUGAAGUGAUUCAGUGUAUGUACCUUCAAAUUGAUUUUAGGUUCCAAUCACACACAAAACAAUUAGUCCAUGUUUUUCCAUUUGGUCCAUGCCUAAGCAAUAAAAAGCAAAUUACGGCUAUAUUCUCCCAAGCUGCCAUGAUGAUGAAUGGGGUAAUAACCAUACUGUUUCCAUGUCAUGGGAACUCAUGAUAAUAAGAAUGAGCAUUAAGUAUUUAUGGCAAAGAUAUAUUAUGAGCUAAGGUCCAAUAUACCUACAGAUACUUAAUAACUAAAGGAAAAGUCUACAUAAAUACAAUCUUAGACAUGUAACAAACAACGCCACUACCCAAGCAGCUUGCUCUCAAAUUUCUACCAAUGUGACAAUUAUUAUGUACCCAUAAUAAUUAAAAAACAAUUUAAAGAGGCAAA
Pan troglodytes (chimpanzee) is the source of this 2160-nucleotide messenger RNA. It is a transcript of the gene FKBP1B, whose product is annotated as FKBP prolyl isomerase 1B. Gene Ontology annotation, molecular function: peptidyl-prolyl cis-trans isomerase activity. The record is from RefSeq and is a predicted model, not a curated record. Lineage: Eukaryota; Metazoa; Chordata; Mammalia; Primates; Hominidae. The transcript is spliced from 5 exons. Gene Ontology annotation, cellular component: sarcoplasmic reticulum membrane; cytoplasm. Gene Ontology annotation, biological process: protein peptidyl-prolyl isomerization; regulation of cardiac muscle contraction by regulation of the release of sequestered calcium ion. The coding region runs from base 153 to 455 and encodes 100 amino acids.